AAUCACCAAGUGCUGUACGAACCCUGGCGGCGGAGCCGCCUCGUGGCGCCACGACAGUCCAUCCAUUUUGGGAUCCACUCGUCCAUCUCCGCGUUUUAACUAGGUACCACCUUCUAAAUCUUUUACUUGCCCAUUUUCUUCCUUCUCUUUUUUUACUUUAACCUUGCGAGGUUGUUGUUCCUUGUGCGCCUUUGGAGUGUGCUUGGUUUUUUUCCCCCUUGAUUUUUCUCCUCCUCCUCCUCCUCCUCCUUCCUCGAGCGCUUAGGGUUUGUGGAUCUCGAGCUCGACGGCGGCGCUCUCGCCCUGGAAGAAAUCUGGUUUUCCCUUCCCCGCCAUAGCUGCUAAGGAGGAACAAGCAUGACGCGCAAGUGCUCCCAUUGCGGGCACAAUGGACACAACUCGCGGACGUGCCCCGAUCGCGGCGUGAGGCUGUUUGGAGUGAGAUUGACCGAGGGGAUGCGCAAGAGCGCCAGCAUGGGCAAUCUCCUGCAUUACAAUCCCUCCGCCGCCACGCCGGAGCCCUCGGAUUCCGGAGCUAUCGCCGAUGGUUACGUCUCUGAUGGACUCGUCCAAACAUCCAGCAAUGCUCGCGAGAGAAAGAAAGGAGUUCCCUGGACGGAGGAAGAGCACAGAUGCUUCCUCCUGGGCUUGCAAAAGCUCGGAAAGGGCGAUUGGAGGGGCAUCGCCAAGAACUUUGUGACGACGCGGACUCCCACGCAGGUCGCCAGCCACGCGCAAAAGUAUUUUAUCCGGCAGAGUAAUCUAAGCAAGAGGAAGAGGCGCUCCAGCCUCUUUGAUAUCUCUCCAGAGGUGGAUGUCGCAGCUGCUACUGGUGGAUUUGACUCCUUCACCAGUCCUGUUCUAGAUGCGAUGCCGCCACCACCACUCCGCCAAUUGAGCAGCGGUCCAGCGCCAGCAUCCGUCGCUCCAACAUUUCGCGAGAGCUUGCAGCCGUUCCCAGUAGCGAUGGCCCUCGAUUCCGUGAAGGAGGAGGAGGUGAUGGACUCGAGCGAGGGAGACACCACCAACGAGGAAACCAACAGAAGUUCGUCGACGACAAGAGCAGCCCCCGUCGCCUUCCUCCACCCGGUGCCCGUCCCAAUUCCCGUGGCAGUGCCGGUGUGGCUGGGCCUCGGCCCGUGCAUGGACCGGCCUCCAGCUCCAUCGCCAUCGCUAUCCUCCUCCUCCAAGCUCGUCCGGCCAACAGCCAGCCUCCCAAGAGCUCCGGUGAGGCUCGACAGCGGCGAGCUUCCGCAACUGCGGCUGGGACUGUCGGUGGAGCCGCUCAAGCUGGACGAGCCAUCGACGAGACACUCGGCCUUCCACUCCAAGAGCUCCUCGUCCUCGGCUUUCAGCAGCAAUUUGCGGGACCGCAACAACGUUCCAAUCAGCGUCGUGUGAUUCCACCGCUCGAUCGAUCUCUCUCGUCUCGAUCGAAGCAGCAGCGAGCAGCAGCGAGCAGAGAUUUCUAGUCUCGCAACUCAACUUUGACGAAACGAUUCUUUUCUUGCCUGUGAAUACGUGUUGUAGUUUACUUCUAGGCACUGGUGAUGACGUUCUUCCGAGCACCUUUUAUCUUAUAAACUAUGAUUCACAUA
Selaginella moellendorffii is the source of this 1598-nucleotide messenger RNA. RefSeq names its product transcription factor MYBS3. Gene Ontology annotation, biological process: response to auxin; response to ethylene; response to gibberellin. NCBI's taxonomy places the organism in Eukaryota, Viridiplantae, Streptophyta, Lycopodiopsida, Selaginellales, Selaginellaceae. The transcript has 4 exons. Gene Ontology annotation, molecular function: DNA binding; zinc ion binding. The record is from RefSeq and is a predicted model, not a curated record. The coding region runs from base 358 to 1401 and encodes 347 amino acids.